Molecule: messenger RNA, 2696 nt
Organism: Asparagus officinalis (garden asparagus)
Lineage: Eukaryota; Viridiplantae; Streptophyta; Magnoliopsida; Asparagales; Asparagaceae
Product: protein SMAX1-LIKE 4-like
Exons: 3
Coding region: 212-2581 (789 amino acids)
Source: RefSeq, a predicted model, not a curated record
UAAAGAGCGAUCACCCCUAAAGGUGGAAAUUUUAAAUAAAGCUCGGUCUUGUAUAAGAGAUAAGAAAGCAGCCUAGCUCAGACUUUUCUUUGCCCACAAUAUCAAAGAGAUAAGAAACCUCAGUUAAAUCUUAGCAAUAGAAUUAAUCUUAGUAGAAUCUAUCUACUCUCUCGUUUGGGUGUUUGGAGGUUGGUGAUUGUUGAUUCAAGUAAUGCACGCUGGAGCUUGCUCCGUUCAUCUUCAGGCCCUCACAACAGAGGCAGCCUCCGCUAUCAAGUUCUCUCUCGGUCUAGCAACAAGAAGAGGCCAUUCUCAAGUCACUCCUCUUCAUGUUGCUUCCACUCUCUUGAAUUCGUCUUCAUCAUCCGCUCUCUUGAGAAGAGCUUGCCUCGUAUCUCAUUCUCAUAACUUAGGCUCUCACCCUCUCCAUUGCAGAGCCCUUGAGCUCUGCUUCAAUGUUGCUCUCAACAGGCUCCCUACAAAUCCCCCACCUCCAUCUGGGUGUUAUAUUCAAUCUCAACCUUCACUCUCUAAUUCUCUCAUUGCUGCGCUCAAGAGAGCACAAGCCCAUCAGAGGAGAGGCCUCAUUGAACAGCAGAAUCAGCAACAGGAUACAAAUUUGGUUAUCAAAGUCGAGUUAGAACAGCUUAUUAUUUCAAUCCUAGACGACCCAAGUGUUAGUAGAGUGAUGAAAGAGGCUGGCUUCUCCAGUACUAAAGUGAAAUCAAACUUAGAAGAAGAUAGCUGCUCUGUUUUUCCGCUUUCCUCCCCUUUUUUCUCUGAUUCCAGCAGGGAGAUUAUCAAAAGUGCAAACGUUUUGCAUACCCAUGCUGUGAAAUCAUCUCCUGAGAAAAACCCAUGUUCCCAUUUCUCCAUUAAUGAGGAUCUGGAGCUGGUUUUUGAUUCGAUGUUGAGAAAACAGGGGAAGGUGAGCAACAUUGCAGUAGUCGGGGACUCAGUUUCUAUUGCAGAGGGAGUUGUAUCUGAGAUGAUGAGGAUGUUGGAGAGUGGGGGAGCCCCUGAUGAGAUCAAAACCUCACAUUUUGUAAAGCUACAGCUGUCUUAUGCUCACCUCAGGCUCAUGAGCAGGAUUGAAGUGGACUUGAAAAUCUCUGAUUUGAGAAGGAAAUUGACUUCCUUAGCACUAGAGAGAGUGAUUAUUUUUGUUGGGGAUUUGAGAUGGGCUCUUCAUGAAGAUUCAAGAGAUGGGUUUAGUCUAGUAGAGCAUCUAAUUAAGGAAAUUGGCAGAUUGCUAUCAGAGAUGAAGGUAACGAGCGAUAACAGAGUUUGGUUAAUGGCAACUGCAAGCUACAAAACGUACAUGAUGUGCAAAAAGAAGCACCCAUAUCUUGAGGCCCAAUGGGCCCUGAAGGCUGUUGUGGUCCCCUCAGGUGGGCUGAAGCUGAGCCUUCAAGCUCCAAGUGGUCUGGAUUCAAGAAUGACAAAGCUCACACAGUACCCUUUUCAAAUGCUCGAGCCAAAGGCUUUUCAUACCAAAGAGGAAGAAGAGAAACUCCAUUGCUGCGUUGAGUGCGCUUCAAAUUUUGAAAAAGAAGCUUCAGUUUUUAACUCAGAAGUUAAAAACUAUAACACUGGAUCGAGCCAAUUGCCCUAUUGGUUGCAACCACAUAGACCAAAAAAUCAUCGAAGGGAUACCUUGCUUGAUUUGAAGAGAAAAUGGAAUAGAUUAUGUCUAAAUCUGCAUCGAUUUCGGCGAAGUUCCAUUCAUUUGGUGUCAUCCUAUCCUUCAUCAACUUCCAAAGUUAACAAUAUAAAUCCCAUACUAACAUCCCAAAUCAAGAACACGGAUGGCCCAAAACCAUUGCUAUCUGAUGUGACGACGAAGCUUGAACUAGGCCAUCCUCUGUUCUCGGACACUGCCACCUCAAUAUAUCAGAGAAAUGAAUCAAGGGUGAACCAGAGAGAAUUAAGCAGAUUGCUACAAGAAAAUAUUCCAUGGCAAUCCGAGAUCAUUCCUACGAUUGUAGAUGCAUUGCUUGACAAUCAAUCGAAGACUGGCAUUUGGCUACUUGUUCAAGGUACUGAUCAAGUCGCAAAGAGGAGGGUAGCCCGAGUUACAGCAGAAUCAUUUUACGGAUCCACUGAUAAACUCAUAUGCAUUAAAGCUAAGAGACCAGCUAAUGCAGUUGAAAUACUCAUAGAGGAAAUUAGAAAAGACCCAAAAUGCGUGUUCUUGAUUGAGGAUUUCGAUCAAGGAUUUAUAGCAGCCAUCUCCGAGUGCAUCAAAACUGGAUUUUUGAAAGACCCAUCUGGGGAAAUGGCUGACUUGUCUCGUAGCGUCUUCAUUCUCUCUAAUUCAACCUCUGGUAAGAGCCAUGAUGAAGUACUAAAGAUGAGGCUCUGGGCCGAAGAGACACCCAGCUCUGGUCAUAAGAGGAAGAAGAUGAAAUUGAGCGAUCCUGAAUUUGAGCUCGACCUCAACAUUUGCGCAGAGACCAGCGAUCUGACCCAAGAAAUGGACCUUAACGACGAGAUAAAGUUUCCAUGUACGUGCAUCACCAUGGACGAGGUCGCUGGUGGGGAUCAGAUGAUCAAAGAGAGGGUCGUCGAUAGAGGCUGAGCACGGUUUUCGAUCGUCAGCUGGUCGAUUGUGGGGUUGGUAGAAGCAAUGGGGCGGUUGUUGGAGAGUGAGUUUGAGAGGCGGGUGAAGGAGAUUUUUGAAUUGAGUCCCGUAA